Symbiodinium sp. CCMP2456 is the source of this 1720-nucleotide messenger RNA. The record is from the annotation of a GenBank genome assembly. Lineage: Eukaryota; Dinophyceae; Suessiales; Symbiodiniaceae.
AUGUCCGCUCUGGUGACAGCGAUUAAUGUCAAUUCGACUAAUUUCGGAGUUACGGCAACAGCAACUGCCAAUGGACGUAUUACGCUGACGGGCGAUACUGGAAUUUCGACCACAGGUAAUAUUGGCGGAAUCACUGUGGCGGGGUCUUACAACCAGGUUUCGUCAGGUAAUGUGAUUAUCGUUGACGUCGAAGAAACGAUGUCGAGCACUGAGGUCGUCAACGCUAUCCGAAAUGCUACCAAUGCGACGACCGGCACGACUGGUUUGUCGGUCAGUUCCUCCGGUAGCCGAUUCAACUUCCUGGAAGCAGGAACUUCUGUGGGCUACUUGCAGCAGGCAAAUGCAUUUGAUGCAUUGCUUGACCCAGCGUUCUCGGCGACCCGGGGCGUUGCAAUGGGCAACGAGGCCGUCUACAUCGGUGCUGGUUUCUCCGGAGCUGAUGUUGGUGACGCGAUUGUCGAUGCCGCGACCAAUGCGAUGAUAACGGCGUCGAAUACCGGAAGUGGUGCCAGCAGCAGUGUCGUUACCUUCGAUACGAAUACCGAAAUCGAAGUUGACACCGCGUUUGAUACUCCAUUCACCGUUGGUGGCGACGCCAGUGGUGGUUUCGUGACCGGUAUUGCUUGGGUUGGAAGCAAUGUCUACGCGGUUACGAAUACCGGUGGUUUGUUCAAUCUUGCACCAAACGGUUCGAUCCAGGUCGUAAAUGAUGAAAUCCAAGCUGACUUCAUCGCGACGCUGACCGACGAUCUUGGUAACCCUCUGACGUUCUCCAGUUUGUCAGCCGGGCCUUCGCGUGCCGGCGGCAACACCGGUUACUCGGAUGUUCUGUUCGGCGUGACAUCUGGCGGCGAUAUCUACGCGUUCGAUGGAAACGGUGCCGAUCAGUUUGUCUUCCAUGGUAACCGAUCGAAUAUCUCCACUGGUAUCAGUGGGGUCAGCGGUCUCCAGUUCGGUACGUUGAACGAGAACCUUUGGAACAUCAACGAUAUCGGCGAGAACGAAGCUGGGCAUGGUAUCAACGUGCCGAUCGACAACUCGCGUACCGCUUCCAACGGUGGCCUGAGCUUGUACUUCGGUAACACCGAGGACACGUUUGCCCAGGAUAACGCAACGGGUAACAAGACCACCAACAACUAUGACUUCCCUGGCGAUGCUCAUGGUACGGUUAUUACCGAUGCGUUUAGCCUCUAUGGUUACAACGCCGGUGACCUGCCGACUCUGUACUUCAACUACGAAUUGCAGACCGACGGGAACGACUAUAACUACGGGCCUAUCCCAGAUACUCCAGCGACCGAUGCUCUGCGUGUCUUUAUUGCCGGGGACGAUGGUGAAUGGCACUUGCUGGCCACCAACAAUACGCUUCGUCAAUCCGACACGGGUCCGAACCCAGAUGAUGAAUUCGACUUGAUUGGUGAUCUUGGAAAGUUCAGCAACGCUGCGAUCGACGAAUCGCUUCGUGCUGACGGGGUCGCUGGUACUGAAGGGGUUCAGCCGCUGUUCGACAAUACCGGAUGGCGUCAGGCUCGCGUCGACUUGUCGGCAUUUGCUGGGCAGGAAAACCUGCGUCUGCGAUUUGACUUCUCGACCGGUGGUUCGGUUAACCUCGGAGGACGUCAUCUCAGCAGCAAUACCGACCUGAACACUGAGGAACUUCGCUUCCUGCGUGGUUCUCAGAUGGCUGACGGCGGUACGUUCAUCGUGACCGAUCCGAUUAACG